CAGCUGAGGCCUCCAAUAUUGUUUUUUGUGUGACUCUGCAUGCAUGCAUACGAGUGUGUAUGUCAUGUUUAUAAGCUAUGCAUGCCGCUCCACGUGUUUGUGUGUGUGUGUCUGCGUGUGUGUGUGUGUGUGUUUAUGUGUGAGAGGUAAAGCUGUGUGUGUUCUUACUAUUGCGGUGGUGCAAUGAUGGAAAACCUAUCUAGUUUUCCUCUGUGUCACAGCAGCGGUGCCCCUAAUGGUUUAAAACAAGGAGCGAGGAGGGGGUUGGUCGGAGGGACACAGAGAUGGUAACACUGCAGAGGAGGAAGUCCGAGAAAGAAGUUUAUCGGAAUUUGAAUAUUUAUGAAACAAAUGUUCGUCUUUCGCUGGUAGAAGAGGGGAAGAACGAGGACCCAUAGGAAGGGGGAGGAAGAAGGAAAGAUCCACAGACUCUUAGCUCUCUAAUUGUGGGUGUGUCUACAUCUAUAAGUGCCUUCACUCUCACCUGUGUUACUUAUAUCCCUGCAUGAGGCUCAGAACAGACACACACACCUGUCAGCCGACACACCUGCCCUGCACUCAACAAGUUGCACUUCCUGCUCUACAGUCCGUCUUCAGGCUACCAUCCAGAUGUCGCUGUGCAUGACCUCACAUUUCUGCCUGCUGGUCCUUCCAGUGACAUCACUCCUGCUACUCUUCUCUCCCAUUGGUUGGAGCUUUGAUGGCCCCACCCCAGGGUGUCACUUGCACCCCUUCAAUGUGACCAUCCGCAGUGAUCGCAGGGGGACAUGUAAAGGCACCCACCUGGUCUAUGCAUGUGUGGGCUACUGCGAGUCCAGCGCCUUCCCCUCCAGGUACUCAGUGCUGGUGGCAUCAAACUUCACCCACAACAUCACCUCCGCGUCUAGAUGCUGCACCAUCAGCAAGGAUGCUAAAGUGAAAGUGCGUCUGGACUGUCCUCGAGGUCGUCACCAUGAAGAAAUGGAGAUCCUAACAGCGAAGGCCUGCCGCUGUGACAUGUGCCGCAAAUCUCGCUACUGACACUGCAAGACAGUCCACUGCGUACCCAGCACACCACAGGACAAAGAACCACAUUAUUACUCAGUCAGACGAGCGGUACAAAGAGAUACGAGAGUCCAAGUGAUGCAGCAGAAACAAAACCUUCUUCAAAUCCAGCUUUAGAGAAAAAAGCCUUCGAACAAGUUACUGUCAAUGUGAGUGUGUUUGUGUUAGUGUGUGUUUGUGUUAGUGUGUGUGUGUGUUUGUGUCCAUACUGAUGUCAGGUUUUUUAAGUUGAUUGAAAUGCAUUUGUGUUACUGGCUGAAUCUGUUUUUUUUGUUUUUGUUUUACUUUGCUUCAAGGCUUGACACACUCGACUUUUUGAGCAGCUAAAAAUAAAAAAACUGUUCCACUUUUAUUCAUUCUUUUACAGCAUAGCAAGGGUUAGCACACAGGCAGUCCAGAAGUCAAACUCACUACCCACAAACGAUAAAUAUCACUUUAAAUUAAGGUUCAUGACUUAGUGUGAUAAACAAAACAGUCAAGAUAUUGCGACCCCCUUUUUGAAAUCAACAAAAAGGUCGCACAGCAGUUGAAUUCAUUCUUUGCAGUAACCACUAUCCACAGACGAGAGACCAAAGAAUGUACAAAUUUAUUUAUAUUUAUGAAUUUGAACUGAAAGAUAUUUUGUAAAUAAUAUCUAUUGAUGAAACCAAAGAAUGUUGGAAACGUCGCUGAAAUGAAAAGAGAAAGAAUGCACUGUAUAGUUUUGUGACGAAACUGUUUUCAAUAAAUUUCUAUUCUGCACAAGUCA
Messenger RNA from Labrus mixtus (cuckoo wrasse), 1792 nucleotides. RefSeq names its product glycoprotein hormone subunit alpha 2 (gene gpha2). Gene Ontology annotation, cellular component: extracellular region. Gene Ontology annotation, molecular function: hormone activity; hormone receptor binding. The transcript is spliced from 4 exons. Gene Ontology annotation, biological process: cell surface receptor signaling pathway. Lineage: Eukaryota; Metazoa; Chordata; Actinopteri; Labriformes; Labridae. Bases 610 to 1020 code for a protein of 136 amino acids. The record is from RefSeq and is a predicted model, not a curated record.